AUGUCCUCCCCUUCUACGCCCCGAUCGGCGCGCUCCGCGUCGCGAGCAGCCGACUCGCCUGCCAUGCUCACCCCCGGACAAAAGAUCAAGGCCCUGAUGGCCCAAUUCGACAGCGACUCCGAAUCCGACACUAACACGACAGAAACGAAACCUCAAACCACGAAACCCAGCAUUUUCAACCGCCCACAAUUCGUGACGCAAUCGGACCAGGAGAACCACGACGACGAUGAAGACGACGAGAUCAUCAUGCCCAAGGGCCGCAUGGCUGCUCGUCUACAGUCUGAGAACCAGACCACGGAACCUGUCUCUGCGAUGGAACGAGUGUCGAAGAGUCUGAGAACUGAGAAGGAACGCGAAGACGACGCGGCGGGGUCCUCGGACGAUGAUCUUCCUACGGCCGGUCCGAGGAGAAGGCUUGCGGAUACCAAGAUAAGCGAGGACCGGAUGGAUGAGGAUGAAGCUCGUACGCCGGAGCGGGAACGGUCGUUCUCGCCGCUCUUCGUGUCACCUGGUUCCGAGCGAAAUGGUCGACAGGACGACGAUGGAUCGGACGCGUCGGAUGAUGAGCGACAGCAGCCGAAGAAGAACGCACUAUUUGAGGCGCUCAUUGCAAAGAAGCGUGCGGAGCGAGAAGAGAAGGAGAAUCAGGAGAGACAGAUGAAGAAGGAAAGGGCUGAAGCGGCGAAGCUCGCUGCCGCAGAUGAAGAGGAUGAGGAUGAUGAUAUCGAAAUGGACUCUACGGGAGGGUCUUCGCGCGCGGCUCGCCCCUCUCGAAAAGCGAGCCGGAAAGCCCUGGAGGAUAUGAACCGCGAAACGCAACGGAUGAGCAGGAAUCUGCAAUUGGCGCACCAGGCGACGACCUCGAAAAAGAUUUCCAAGGAGAGUUUCUUUGCUCGAUUCAAUUUCAUGCAGUCUGAGCAGCCGAAGGCGCCUUCAGCGGAUAACUCGUCUAGUAUGGCUGGUUCACAGAAUUCUUCGGACGAGGAGGCUCAGAAGAAUAGGGAAACCCCUCGAACGUCCCCUGUCGUGGGCCCUGCUGACAAGCCGUCGACUGAAGGUGCUUCAACCGAGGCUGUACGAGAGGAGACACAGUUCACUUCUCUUGAGAAAAUGGUUGGACAAGCGCAGCAGCAACCAGAACAGCCUGUGGUCGGACGAGUGGAGGCCCACACUGCCAACCCACCUCCGGAAGCCGUGGAUGUUAAAGGAAAGAAGAAGCUAAUGACUGCACCCUCCAUUCAUGUUCGCCUUUCUCGACAAGCCGUGGCGCAGAAUCAGAUGGAUGAUUCAGACAGUGACUUGGAGGUUGUCACCUCUCCUGCGAAAUCCCGCCGUCUCGCCGCUUUUGAGAACGUCCCCUCGAAGAAGAUGCAAGAAUCAUCUGCUCUGCUGAAACUCAAAGCUUUGGCUCAUCUCACAUCGCCAACUCGCAAAUCCACCAUGAACAAUGCCGAAUUGUCUGCAACAUUGAUCCUUCAGGCCAAAAGACAGGCUGCAAAGGAGAGACAGGAGAAAAUCGAAGAACUCCGAGCGAAGGGUGUUAUCAUCGAAACAGCAGCUGAACGAGCUGCCAUGGAAGAUGAACUCGAGAACCUGGUCGAAAAGGCUCGCAAGGAAGCAGAGGACAUUGCAAAGCAAGAGAGGUCCGCGUCAAAGAAAGGAAACGGUGAUAUGGAUGAUGACGAUGAGGAGGAUGAGGACUAUGAUGGCUCUGAAGACGAGGUGGACGACAAUGAGGACGAAGACGAGAACGAGAACGGCGAAAAGGGGCAUGACUUGUUUGACUCUGAAGCCGGCGAGGAUGACGAGUCGGCAGACGAACAGAGUGAAACUAUGUCGACCGGGGAACCUGAGACGACCACACAACGGCGGAAACGACCUACCCGUAUUAUCGAGGAUGACGACGAGGAUGAAGAACAGGCCCCAACGACGCCCGCCAGACCAAUCAAUGCGACACCACUGUCUAUAGAACGACCUCAGAUUCCCGGUCUUCCUUCCAACGACAUGACGAUGAGUCUUACUCAGGUAUUUGCAGGCACAUUGGGUGGAAGUCAGCAAGAUAGCCAACCACCCUCGUCAACGAUCCCCCAUUCUCUGCCUGAUCCCGCGCAGCGGGGUGGUGAAUGGCAAGAGUCCGACUCGCAGAUUAUGGUAAAGGAUAGCCAAGAACCGCAAGCCGAGACCGCCGAUUUCCUGGCCCGAUACACUCCCUCUGACGCUCGAGUAUCCGAGUCUCCUGCACCUCGGGCCAUGUCACAAUUCUCUUCAAUUCCCGACCCGACGCAGGAUGAAGGUUUCGUUCUCUCACCCUUCGAUCCUUCAAAGAGAUUUAUGGGCACUCCAACGUCGACUGUGGAGACCGUUCUCGUCGACCGAAAUCAAUCCCUAAGCCAUUCCCCUGUUCCCAACCGGAAGAUGAAGCAGCUCCGACGUGGCAGAACAGAACUGUCCGCUAUCGAAGAGCAGGAGGAGAGUGGGUUCGAAGUCGAUGCUAGCGCCUUCAACGUCAUGAAGAGAGCGGUGAAGAAGCCUAAUGUUGAAUUCGAUAGGAAGAAGAGCAAAGCUAAGGACGUGGUGGAGGAAGCAGCCGAAGAAUCCGAAGACGAGUACGCCGGGCUGGGAGGUGCCAGUGACGAGGAGGAUGAGGAAGAGAAUGCCUAUGAUCGGCAGAUGAUCAACGACAACAGCGGCGAAACGGUUGACGAGAAGCAGCUGGCAGCUCUUAACGCUCAACAUCAGAGAACUACGGACGAGAAGCAGGUAGCCAAGCUGAUGAGAGAUAUUACUACCGGUGCUCUCCGACGACGGAAAGGACCCGAUGACGAGUUUGACCUUGACGAUUCUGACGACGAACUCUUGGCCCGUCGCCGACAAAAGCAACGCGAGUUUGCUCGCAUGCGAAAUGCGCUCAUGGCGGACGGAAAGGUUGGCGAACUCGCCGAGAACCCUAAGAAAGCGGCUUUCUUCCGCGCCAUCGAGGAUCAUGAUUCGGACGACGACGUUUUAGAUUUCUUGGACGAGGAAGAGGCCCCCGGAUCUCAGGACUAUUCAUCAUCACAGGAUGCGAAUGCCGCCGGGCAGCAAGACACGACAACCGAUGCUGACAACAAGAGAAAGCGACCUCUUGAGCCCAGCGCUGAGGAUACCUACAACCGCCCUCCUCCUCACCUUCGUCGCAAACCAGCCAGCGCGAUUUCCAAGAAACCCGCCUCGCUUGCGGAGAUCCGGGAGACUCUCUCCUUCCUGACUGAGCAACCCGAGUAUGACUCGUUCCAAGAGGAUGCAUCUAUGGAGGACGAGCAAGCACAUGAAGAUGAAGCCGAGAAUGCCCCGGUCGAGGAACAAUCACAAGAAGAUCUUGUCCCGCGCGUGCACCCUCGCCGUACGAAGGGACCCGUGGUGGAUCGUCUUGCACUCCUCCGGCAAGCGUCGUCCAACUCGGCCACGUCGGCGUCCACACGAGUUGCCUUCCACGCGGGCUCCGGGGCACAGGGGCCCAGCAUCGGAUUCCGACCUCCUCCCAUGCUCCGCAAGGCCACAACCGGCUCGUCGUCCGGUUCGUCCAAGUCUGACUCGCGACGGAUGUCGGCCCCUGCGGCUGGCGGAGCCAAGAAGGGAGCGGUCAACUAUUACACGGCUGCUCGCGAGAGGGAGCGUGAGAAGGAACUGCGCACUCAGAGUCGUGCCGGCGGUUCCAACAUCACGAAAUUGCUCAACAAGUAUUCCGGCAACCGACUGGGCUCGCUGGGAGGUACGGGACAAUGGGAUUAA
Molecule: messenger RNA, 3771 nt
Organism: Aspergillus affinis
Lineage: Eukaryota; Fungi; Ascomycota; Eurotiomycetes; Eurotiales; Aspergillaceae
Exons: 2
Coding region: 1-3771 (1256 amino acids)
Biological process (GO): mitotic DNA replication checkpoint signaling; activation of protein kinase activity; mitotic G2 DNA damage checkpoint signaling
Molecular function (GO): anaphase-promoting complex binding
Source: RefSeq, a predicted model, not a curated record